GAUAAAUACGUAUAAGAUUUCAGUACAUUAGAAUAAAAUAAAGUGGAUAAAGGCAAUCGAAUACGUCUAAAUACGAUUAUGAAACUUAAAAAGGAUACAAAAUACACCAAAAGGAAAAGUACUGAACCGGUAUCGAUCAAAGCUAGUACGAACAAUAGCGGCUCGGGUAUUAGACCCAUUCUGAUGAACUAUCAGUAUGAGUGGAUGUUAAAUCGCAUUAGGAUGAAAUCUGAUGAUUCAUAGGUAUUUUCCUUGUGUAACAGUACACUCCAAACGCUUUACACGUGAAGAUUUCAGUAAACCUAAGAGAAAACUGAAUAUGACCGAUUGUUAAAAUCAACAAAAUGAACAACUCACGGAACUACCAACUAUUGGGAUCGUUUUACGAAGUUUACAACUCGGUGAACGUAGCGUCAUCUUAUCAAAAUAAAUAUCCCUAGUUAUCUGUGAUGCCAUUCAAACGGAAAAACUCCAAUGAACUGUAUAUAUUUGUAUUGCACGAUCGACGAUAUCGAGGUCUCAAAGCAUGAAAUUUACAUGAUUAAAGUUGACAUUAACGAGAUGUUCACUUAACGCAUUGAACUCACUGUUUUAUUUACAGAUGUAAAUAAAUUGUAUAUGCAUGCAUGAUCCUUCCCAGAAUUAAUACUGAAUAAGAGAAAUGUUUCGAGACGCUCCAAAAAUUGUCAUAGAAGAUGGGUCUUCUCCAUCUGCUUCGUACGUUACUUACGUUAAGAUGGAGGAUUUAUUAGAGAAACUGAAGUUAUUGAAUUACGAUACAGAGUUUUUACCAGAAUUUAAAAUAAAAACUAUAAAUAGGAGUUAUUUUGUAACACAAACAAAUCCUGGAGAACAGUUUUAUACUUUUACAUCGUUAGCUGCAUGGUUAAUCAGGAAAGCUGGUAGAAAUUUUGAUCCUCCACAAGAAUCAGAUGAUCCUAAUUCCACAAUAGCAUUAAUAUUGGAUCAUUCAAGGGAAUUUAAUAUAUCAAUAGAAUUUCCACCUAAUAAACUCAAGCAGGGCAGUGGUGAUCAUGCUAUUUAUGUUUUGGAUAACUUAGCAGAUGCGGCUUUAAAAAUACAGAAAUUUCAGUGGAAAAAAAUAGAAAUACCACCUGAUGAACCAAAUAAUGAACCAGAGAUAGAAGAUGACGAUGCAGAAUUAAUACUAGAGAAAGUAGAGGAAGAAAUGAUGGCAGAGUAUGAUGAUGAAGAAGAAGAUGUUUUACAUGUUGAUGAUAUUACAAAACUUUAUGGACAAAAUUUUAAUGAAAUACAAAAGCCAGAUGAUAUUUUACAAUCUAAAACCAACAGGGAAGAGUGGCAAUUGGAACUGGAAAGAGUUUUGCCUCAACUGAAAGUAACUGUUAAAACAGAUUCAAGAGACUGGAGGUCUCACAUAGACCAAAUGCAGCAACUACGUACAAAUAUAACAACGAAUCUCACUGGAACAAAGGGUCAAUUGGAUAAAUUGCACACAGAUCUGUCAAAUACAUUGGACAAAAUAAAAACAAGAGAAUCCUACUUAAAUAAACAACUGGAGCCAAUCCUAAAGGACUAUCAAACGCUACAAGAAGAACUGUCCAAAAUUAAAGAGCAGUAUCGAGAUGUUAGCGGCGGUGUGACUGAAAGAACAAGAAUCUUUAAUAAAUUAUCAGAGGAAUUAGAACACGUAAAAAAGGAGAUGGAUGAACGAGGAUCGAGUAUGACGGACGGAACUCCGCUUAUAAACAUAAAAAAGACAAUUACUAAAAUAAAGAAUGAAAUCUCCGAAAUGAACGUACGAAUCGGCGUACUAGAAUACAGUCUGAUGUGCGCUCGAAUACGAGAUCGCACCCAGUUACAAGAAGAUAUGAACACCACAAACUCAAUCGCGAUAACGUGA
This is a messenger RNA of Nomia melanderi (Alkali bee), 1885 nucleotides long. NCBI's taxonomy places the organism in Eukaryota, Metazoa, Arthropoda, Insecta, Hymenoptera, Halictidae. The record is from RefSeq and is a predicted model, not a curated record.